AGGCCAUCGCCCAGGGUCUUUGAUGGCAGCCUGUGUUACCCGUCUCGGGGGUUGGGUCUUGGGGGUUGGGAUGCAUGCGAGAAAGGAUAAGAGUGCCAUGCGAACACCAACACUGGGCUUGCGCGACGAGGCGCUGCACAUGACCUCUCGAGAAUGCACGUCGGCCCAAGAAGGAUGGAAAGUCCAGACCAUCCAAGAGGAUUCAGCUCACCUUCUUCGCAGGGGUUGGCGGCUGAGCGAAAACCUGGAACCUGGGCCAGGGGAACAUCGGAUCAAGCAGCCAUCGCCAGGAACAAACUGGAUGGAGCCAGCGAGGGGACGAGGACAGCGAGACGCCGGCGCUGAAGACGGCUGGCCGGAGGGCUGAAUGUUUUCCAAUAGCGCCACGCAAUGCAAGCCCACGCAGGUCUAUGCUGGCCCAUACCAGGGGUCCGAUUGUUCUGGUUACUGG
This is a messenger RNA of Gaeumannomyces tritici R3-111a-1, 451 nucleotides long. RefSeq lists its product as hypothetical. The coding region runs from base 23 to 367 and encodes 114 amino acids. The transcript has 2 exons. The record is from RefSeq and is a predicted model, not a curated record. NCBI's taxonomy places the organism in Eukaryota, Fungi, Ascomycota, Sordariomycetes, Magnaporthales, Magnaporthaceae.